UGUCACUGUCAAAAUUGACAAAAGCGUCUAAUGAAAGCGAAACCUAUAUAGAUUUGCAUAUUUUUCGUCAAAAUAAAAGCGUAAACAUUUGAGUUUUUUGAAUACCCACCUAAAGGAGAUAGUUUGGCAACUUUUUAAUCACAUUUUAUCACUAGAACUAAGAAAAGAUGGAAGAUGAUGAUGAUGUGCCAGCGCUGUCUGCGGAGACAUUUGCAGCCCUUCAGGAGUUUUAUGCCGAGCAGCAGAAGAGACAGGAAAUACUUGACAAGUUGCAGGCUGAGGACAAGCUGAAGGAAAAUAUACUUUUUGAUGAGAAUUGGCAACUAAGUCAGUUUUGGUAUGAUGAGGCCACAGUGCAGGCACUAGUGAAGGUGGUGGACAAGACAAUACUUGAUGGAGGCAGCGUGGCACUGCUCUCCUGCCCCACACUCUUCGUGCCAGUGAAGCGGCAGCUCGGAGACAGGGCUACAGUAACCCUUCUCGAGUACGACCGGCGCUUCGAGGUGCACGCCCCCGACUUCAUCUUCUACGACUACAACUUACCUGACAAGCUGCCUCCGGAUAUAGAGCGAUAUGACUUGGUUGUGGCUGAUCCUCCAUUCUUGUCUGAAGAGUGCAUCGAAAAGACCUCGCAGACAAUCAAAUUAUUGGCCAAGGACAAGAUCGUGGUGUGCACAGGGGCGGUUAUGAAGGAGAAUGUGGAAAAACUUUUGGAUUUGCGGAUGUGCGAGUUCCAGCCGCGCCAUAGGAACAACUUAGCCAACGAGUUCGCGUGCUACGCUAAUUUCGACCUAGACGACGCUUUAAGAUGAUGAUCUGGUUUUAUUUUUAUACUAUGUCGGUGGCAAACAAGCAUACGGCCUGCCUGAUGGUAAGCAGUCUCCGUAGCCUAUGUACACCUGCAACUCCAGAGGAGUUACAUGCGCGUUGCCGACCCUAACCCCACCCCCCUCGUUGAGCUCUGGCAACCUUACUCACCGGCAGGAACACAACACUAUGAGUAGGGUCAAGUGGUAUUUAGGUGUGUGGUUAGAUGUUCAUUGAACGUGUCAGGGCAUCCGCUAGCUGGUGCGGGCGCCCGCACGCGGGUGCCAGUUGGCAAAAUCCGUCGCACCAGUUAGCGUUUAUCAUACUAUUUUUUAUUGACCCGCCCAUCAGAAGGGCCAGAUUGCCAAACUUGAUUUUCGUUUCUUUCCCCUUUAAACUGUCAGAUGUAUUCAAUGUAUGUUGUUAUUGAAGCCAAGUACUCGGCAGAGUAUAAAUUGAAUAGUAUGAACACCCAGUAAAAGUAACACCCAGCAGAAGUACCUAAGCUGGCCUAGUGUCCAAAAUCAUAUGGACAGAAUUAUUCCUUAACAACCAACUCGUUUUCAUAUAAUUUUGAACAUAAUCCACGCUUCUUCUAUCGCUAACUAUACCUAGGUAUAUGUUACAGCAAUUUACGAAUAUGCAUUAAAUGCAUAGCAUAUCAUAAGCCUCACGCCAUUUUUCAUUUUUGAAUUAAUUUCUGUUUUAUUCCAUUAAACUCAAUUUAAAUAAAAUGAUAUCGCAUUUAUAGAUUUUCUGUUGGACAUAUGUGGCAAUUUUAUAGUGUAACAUUUGUUUUUUACUUUAUCUCCUAUGUCUUUAAUAGUACAUUACGAUACAAGUGCGAAAAAUAGGAAAUUCGAAACGAGUGGUGACAAAUUAAAACACGACCGAAGGGAGUGUUUUAAAUCGACACGAGUUGUGAAUUACCUAUUCGCACAUGUAUAUAUAAAUGUUCGACGUAGUAACGUAAUAUGCUAAUUUUCGCACUAGUGCGGUAAAGUAGCACCAUAUGUACUGUAAACAUAUUUAUAUUUAAUUGUGAGUGUCAAAUAAAACGAAUUGAUAUUAAAACA
This is a messenger RNA of Cydia pomonella (codling moth), 1883 nucleotides long. RefSeq names its product EEF1A lysine methyltransferase 1. Gene Ontology annotation, biological process: methylation. The transcript is spliced from 5 exons. Gene Ontology annotation, molecular function: nucleic acid binding; protein-lysine N-methyltransferase activity. The coding region runs from base 168 to 812 and encodes 214 amino acids. The record is from RefSeq and is a predicted model, not a curated record. NCBI's taxonomy places the organism in Eukaryota, Metazoa, Arthropoda, Insecta, Lepidoptera, Tortricidae.